GCUAUCGAUCUAUCUAUCCACCGCUGCCAUUCUUGACUGCUGCUAGCAAGCAAGCGCUAAUCACUGUGCAGCUGUAACGCUACUCUUCAUUUUCUUCCUCAAUGUCAAUCCCAUCUUCCAUAUUCUUUCCAUCCUCCGCCUGCAACUGCAAUUGCAAUUGCAAUUCUAAUACUCUCACUUCUACUUGUCGUGCAAUCUCUCGGAUCCCCCUCACCAUCAACCUCUCAACUCACCCCCUGUGCAAGAGAAACCGCUCCUAUUCCAGAAAUUCUCUGAAUCAAGAAAAGAUUAUUAAUUCCACAGAGAAAGAAGAAGAAGAUGCUGUCGACGGAACCACCGUUGCUCCAUCCACAAGUUUCCUGUCUUUCCUCUGUCCCUUGCUUAAACUAGUCUCCGCUGGAGAUCCCUCUGGAGAAAGAAACUAUGUGCUCGAGGAGGCUACCUCUUCCUUGUCUAGCAUAGCAAGGUUCCCUUGGGGGUCUAGAUCGAUAUCUGAUGAUUUAAACAACCAGCAGGAAACAGGGCCUCCCCUACGUCUCCAGCUUUUUGAAUUUGAGGCAUGCCCCUUCUGCCGUCGGGUUCGAGAGGCUAUAACUGAGCUUGAUUUAUCUGUGGAGAUAUUUCCAUGUCCAAAAGGGUCAAUAAGACACAGGCCAAUGCUUAAAACACUUGGUGGCAGGGAACAGUUCCCUUUCCUUGUUGACCCCAAUACUGGAACUGUGAUGUAUGAAAGCAGUGACAUUGUAAAGUACUUAUUUCAGCAGUAUGGUGGAAACAAGAACCCCUCAUUUGGAUUGUUGGAGAGCACGCCCCUCACUGGAUGGGUACCAACACUUCUUCGAGCAGGCAGAGGCAUGACAUUAUGGAAGAAUUCCAUUAAAGAACCACCUCCCCACAAACUGGAACUUUUCUCCUACGAAAACAAUCCUUAUGCUCGGAUUGUUCGCGAAGCCCUUUGUGAACUGGAACUUGCUUACAUUCUUGAGAGUGUGGGCAGGGGGUCAAAACGAGCAGAGUUGCUGUAUGAGUUGUCUGGAUCUGAAGAGGUGCCUUACCUUGUGGAUCCUAACACAGGCAUGGGCAUUGGCGGGGAGGGGGGUUACAAGAAAAUCCUAUCAUACUUGUUCCAGACAUAUGCUGUUGCUGCUGCAACUGCGACAUCCACGUAGUCAGGCAGGUAGCCACAACAUUGCAAUGUUUGUUGUAUAUAGGUAGCGGGCUCUUCAGCUUCGUCUUCGUCUUCAUCUUCUUGGGGGCAUCGAGGCAGUUGAGUUGGGCAAACGUGGAUGAAUCAUUCAAAUGUAGUAGCGGUAGGAGGGACUUCCAGAUGAUCAUUAGUAGUAGUAGUAUUCAAAGCUUUUGACAGUGUCAAAGGAACCGACAUUGAUAAAUUAGCUAGCUAGCUAGCUAGCUUGUCAUAAAAGUCAAAUGGUCAUAUACAUAGAGACACUUGUUACA
This is a messenger RNA of Andrographis paniculata, 1458 nucleotides long. RefSeq lists its product as uncharacterized. NCBI's taxonomy places the organism in Eukaryota, Viridiplantae, Streptophyta, Magnoliopsida, Lamiales, Acanthaceae. Gene Ontology annotation, cellular component: chloroplast. The coding region runs from base 102 to 1169 and encodes 355 amino acids. The transcript has 10 exons. The record is from RefSeq and is a predicted model, not a curated record.